This is a messenger RNA of Beta vulgaris subsp. vulgaris (sugar beet), 3494 nucleotides long. RefSeq lists its product as hypothetical. The record is from RefSeq and is a predicted model, not a curated record. Lineage: Eukaryota; Viridiplantae; Streptophyta; Magnoliopsida; Caryophyllales; Amaranthaceae. The transcript has 8 exons. Bases 435 to 2537 code for a protein of 700 amino acids. Gene Ontology annotation, molecular function: protein binding.
CACCUUCCAUUUUUUUUCACGAAGAUCAAGGACCAAUUUCUCUCACUAUAACUAUUCUUCAGUCUUCACACACUCUCUCUCCUCCGUAAAAACUUACGGUAGAAAGAACUUCCCUAAAUAAACUAUAUAAAAAGGGGAAAAAAAAAUCCCUUUCUCUAAAUAUUACUGAUUUUAUAAAUUUUCCCUUUUAUUUUCCAUGUACUAUAAUUUUCUUUUUCCUGGUAGUUCUGUAUCAUGCUUUACUUUGGUUUGCUCCUUCUUCUUUCCUGGAGUCAUCGAGUCUCCAGAUAGUUCUAAUUCACAACUUCUUGAUGUUGGAUCAACCCAAACCCACCUCUGAAAUUCCGGCAAUUUCAUAAAUUUCUCAGUUUGCACAUUGCCGAGGGCUAUAAAAAAGUUGGUUACUUGAGGAAGGGUUUGAUGGGUUGAGGCUUAUGCUCAAGAAAAUGGUGGAUACUUGCAGUGAUCCUGGUGAACACACUUUCUUUGAUGCCCUCGAGGAAAUUGCCGAUUCGGGUUCUGAUUGCCCCGAUAAUUUUUGUUCGAAUUCUGCUCGUGGAGGUUGUAGAUGUGUCUCGUGUAGUGCCCAAUUUGAUGUGUGGAUACACAAUCCAGAGAGUGUUCAAGCCCGUCGAAGUAAAUUCUUUAAUUGGUUGGGGUUAGAUGUAAAUAAGAUUUCUGGUGAUGAUUCUGAAGAAAGUUGCGAUUCCGAAAUAGAGGAUAGGAUUACAAAUGUUGAUGGCUCUGUGUUGAGAAACACAAGUUUCGAGUGUCCUGCAUCAUUCUGUUCCUUGGAAGAUCCAGAGUUCUCUGAGAAUGUGAUUCCUGAGCAUGUUGAAGAUGAGGGUGUGAAGGGCAAUGUAGAUGAGGCGAACCGAAAACCGCAGUCAGAUAUCAGAGUCAGAACGGACCACUCUGUGCGAAGUUUGAGCUCUUCUUCAUCGAGUGAUAGAUUCUCGCCUGUGAAAAACACGGCAAUGAACUGUUCAGUGGGGCCUACGAAGAGAGUGAAGAAAUGGUGGGUGAACAAGUUGCGAAGCUUCAAUUGUGUUAUGGAGGGGGAACGUGAACUAUGUAAUUGCGAUUCAUCUGCAGGGAGAAUUCGGAGAGUGAAGGUUCACCAAUCAAAGAAGCAAUCAAAGGAACUUUCAGCCCUUUACUAUGGCCAGAACAUCCGAGCUCAUAAAGGUGCAAUCUUGACAAUGAAAUUCAGUCCUGAUGGGCGAUUUCUGGCUAGUGCUGGGGAAGACAGAAUUGUGCGGGUGUGGCAAGUGGUGGAGGAUGAUAGGUCAAAUGAGAUUGACAUCCCAGAAAUGGAUCCAUCAUGUGUGUACUUCACAAUGAACCAGCUCUCUGAGCUGAAACCACUCAGCAGUGACAAAGAUAAAAAUGGUAAAUUGAGGAGAACUUCUGAUUCAGCUUGUGUAGUUCUUCCUCCAAAGGUUUUUCGGAUAUCGGAGAAGCCAUUACACGAGUUUCAAGGCCAUACUAGUGAAGUAUUGGAUCUUUCAUGGUCCAAGAAUGAUUGUCUCUUGUCAGCAUCAGUGGAUAAAACUGUUCGGUUGUGGCGAGUGGGUAUCAACCAUUGCCUUCAAGUUUUUCCACAUAAUAACUAUGUAACGUGUGUUCAGUUUAACCCUGUCGAUGACAAUGGCUUCAUUAGCGGGUCAAUUGAUGGAAAGGUUCGCAUUUGGGAAAUAUCUCAUUGCAAAGUUGUCAAUUGGACUGAGACUAAAGACAUAGUUACUGCUGUCUGUUAUCGCCCUGAUGGCCAGGGAGGGAUUGUUGGCUCGAUUGCAGGGAGUUGCCGUUUCUACAGCAUAUCAGAUAAUCAGUUGGAGCUAGAUGCUCAGAUCUUUUUGCACAAUAAGAAAAAAUCAUCAGGGAAACGGAUAACUGGCUUUCAGUUCUUUCCCAAAGAUCCAAACAAAGUGAUGAUCUCAAGUGCUGAUUCACAAGUAAGGAUUCUUCAAGGGGUGAAUGUAAUUGGAAAGUACAAGGGCCUCAAAAGAUCUGGAGCUUCCUGCACAGCAUUUUUCACUGCUGAUGGAAAGCAUAUAGUUGCUGCAUCUGAAGAUUCCAAUGUCUAUGUUUGGAAGUGUAAUGAUCAGGACUAUGCAGACUCGUCACACGUAAAAAAGAUUAAAUCUUCUGAACGGUUUCUUUCCAAUGCAUCUGUUGCACUACCUUGGCCCGGGUUACAAAAUGAGAUCAACAGAAAUGAGUGGCACAACGGUGCAUUCAAUGGUUUACCUCAUGGUUCACGGCCUCACUUUUCUCCACCCAAUUUCUCUUGCAGGCAAGAUUUCUUCCUAGAGUUAUAUUAUCCAAAAGGUUCGGCAUUAUGGCCUGAGGAAAAGCUAGUGUCCCCAAGCCCUCCUAGCCUAACAUCUUCAAUGCAUAAAUCUGAGUACAAAUUCCUGAAAACUUGUCAGAGUAGAUCAAAUUCCGAUGCCUGGGGUAUGGUUAUAGUUACUGCUGGAUGGGAUGGAAGGAUCAGAUCAUUCCAUAAUUAUGGGUUACCAGUACCCCAUUGAGGUCAUGGUUUUAACUUCUUUUCAUAAAAGAUGGAAAAAUUUCCAAUGGGUAUUAGCGCGCUCUGGUGGGCCCCUUGCCAGAUAUUGCGCUUUCGGUUAACUGAUGAUGGAAUGCUAAUCUCGGGAAAAUCCCAGCAUAAUCAUAUGAUUCUGUCAUUCAUUUUCCUUGAGAAUUUUGCGCAUGGUGGCCCUUGAAAGAGCGAUUCAUGUGCUAGAUCUUGGCUAUAUGGAGGAUUGCAUAUCCAUGUGAUAGGAGCAUAUUUAAGCUUUGUGGGGUCUUUGAGUGGAACCUCUUUUGAUAUCUUCCUCUAAAUUGUGUGGAAGUUGAUAGCAAAGCGCAAAGCUGGUGGUUUUAUCUCCAGGAGAAGGGAGAUUUUAAGUGGGGAACCCUCAGCUUUUAUGCUAUAUUGGCUGUUUUAGAAUCAUUUAAAUUCGCCUGUCCGCCAUUUGAAUGCUGUCCCCAUGUUUAGGCCCAGCCACAUUUGGGUUUAAGAAAAUCAAAUAAAUGGUGGUAGACCCCUAUGGGCUCGGCUCAUCGGCCCGAUACUAAAAGUGGAGAUCAACCCAUGUUCCUGUUUGGUUGCAAGUCCACAUCCAGUAAUAUACAUCAAGCAGAAAGACAGAUAGAAAGAGAGAGAGACAUUUUUCAUGCUUGCAGCAUAUGGUGAAAACUAUUGUGCCGGUAAAUAUACCCUUUUUUCGGGUUAAAUAUAGAGUCAGAGAUGUUUGUGUUUAGGACUACUAUUACUGACAAUUUAUGUACUAACAACAAUAGUUUAGGAUUUUACUAGAUCUAUCAGGUUAGAUCUCGCAAUCAAGUCAAAUUGUAAUGUAAACUUAUGUAAAUGAAAUUCUUUUUGUUGUUCCUUUUUUGGUUCAUGUAAUUGUAAAGGCUCGAAAGCCAAAUACAGCGUUUCGAAUGGCGCCAUUUGAAUAUCAGAUCUAAUGUUUCCGGAA